UUUUUUUCUGAAAUAUAAAAUGUCACGAGGCAAAACAGGCGGAAAUAUGGAACCAAUGCCAUUUGUGCGCCGUUGGGGUGCUUCGGCAAAUGAUGACGAUGCGGAAGACCCAACACGAGUUCACCCAAAUGGAAGUGAAUCUACAAGUGAUGUUUCUCCGCCUAAAAAGCAUCGACAUCGUGAUCGUUCCCGAUCCCCGAAGAGAGACAAGCGACGUUCUCGUUCUCCUGAUAAAAAGAGACACAAGAAACGUUCAAGGUCGCGUGAGGGACGAAGCAAGAGGCGCCGAUCUCGUAGUCGUGAUGAUGGUAGAGAUAGAGGUGUGUUUUUAUACUUUUUCUUAAAACGUUUUUUUAAUUGCUUAUGCGUGCCAGGGAUUGAAAAUAUUACUUAUUUUUAUAUUCUAGAUGAUCGGUCACGUGACGAUGGUUUAUCUGCUUUUCCUCCUCCUCCAGAUUAUCUCCAACAAGUUCAGCAACGUCAACAAGAGAUAGAAAUGCAAAUCAUGCAGCAGCAGAUGCAACAAUCAAUGAAGCAAGAGGUUUCUGAUUAUGGCCAAACUUGGCAGGAGGAGCAACAAAAACAGUCGGCAGGAGGUGAUGCUCUUUCAGCGGCGCUUGCAGCAGCGGCAAUGGUGGCUCAGAAAUUGAAAAAGACUCACGGAGCUCCCGUAUCUACCGAGUUGAUUGCUAAAAUACCUCCUAAGCAGACUGGAUAUGCUGAUACGGUUCUUUCUAAAGACCAGUUUGAUGGUAAAAAAGCAGGACAAACAGAAAGUGAUGAACAAAGAGAGAAACGACGUAAAUCGCGUUGGAGCAACACAAAAGCUUUUGUACCGGGAAUGCCAACAAUUUUACCUGCUGACAUCGAUGAUAAUCAACGACAGAUUUAUUUGCUUCAAAUGGAUGUUGAAGAAACAACUCGUCGAUUACGGCAAUGUGACUUUGGUCAAAAUUUGGAUCCGUCAGAGAGGUCUUUAAUGGAUAUAUUUUUGGGUUUAAAGGGGGGAGAUUGUAUUAAUUUUAAUCUAUAUAUUUAG
Messenger RNA from Meloidogyne enterolobii, 1039 nucleotides. The record is from the annotation of a GenBank genome assembly. Lineage: Eukaryota; Metazoa; Nematoda; Chromadorea; Rhabditida; Meloidogynidae.